This is a messenger RNA of Aureobasidium vineae, 708 nucleotides long. Lineage: Eukaryota; Fungi; Ascomycota; Dothideomycetes; Dothideales; Saccotheciaceae. The record is from the annotation of a GenBank genome assembly.
AUGUCAAACUCAACCAACAUAACCAGCAACCCGGCGGAUGCGUGCCCGAGCACCCUUGGAUGGUACGCUCCCGACACAUGGAGAAAUUCAACCUCCUCGAACUUUUCACAGGCCGCAUGUGCCGCCCCAGCCUGUGACAACUUUCCGAUGAAGUUGGCCGAAUGCUGUGGACGCCCACACAAUGUCCUCCAAUACUUCGACACGAGAAUAGGCCCAUACGCUUCUUGUGCACUUGCCGAUAACAACGACACUGCAGCCUACCAAGCUUUCCAGAGUUGUUUGGCCGAUCAAGAAGUCAGAGGUUUCAGAUGUAACAGCCAAGAUGGCUUCGCCGUCGAGUCUGGUUGCGGAGCCGGUAUCUCAGAAGCCCCCAUCAACAAUACCGACUGGCCAAACCAGCAGACCUGCAGUCUGCCCAUUUCUGUCAAUGCCACUAGAGCUAUGAAGAAGUGCUGUUCGAACUAUGGUAAUAACGGUGAAGGCUUGGUUGUCUUUUCCGAGGGAUGCAGCAUUGGCUGCAUGUCUAAUUCGACCAAUGGUACUUUCAACGACUGUAUCGGGGACAACUACAACAACCCACAGGGCUACCUUUGUACUAUCAAUGAUGGUAGGGAGAACCCUAAUACCGGUGUCGGUGCUCAGGCUUCGCCAUCUCUGGUUGGCGUCUUCACAGUUCUGUUGUUGGGAUCGUCGAUGUUGUUACUUUGA